AUCAUUUCUACCAACAUGACUUUGCAUGAACUGCAUUUAAAAGUUACUGCUGAACACACAGAGUCAUCUGAGCAGCUGCAGGACUUCAGUCUCUAUGGAAAAACUUUUCCUGAGUUUGAUGGCUGCAGCAGGACUGUGUGCCGUUUAUACACAUGCUGGACGUCAGUUUCAUUUUGUGUACGAGCCGAAGAACAUGACUGAAGCUCUGAGCUACUGCAGAGACAAAUACACCGACCUGGCCUCCAUCGACAACAUGGAGGACGUGGAGCUGCUGAACAGAGAGGCAAAUUUAAGCAGAAUGGUCUACUCAGAAUACAGCCGUGAGUCCUCUUCACCACGUCUCAUUAUAAAGACAUGUAAUGACACGAGGAGGUUUGACCGUUUUAAACAUGUAAAACUGACGAUUAUUUAAUACUUUAACUUCUUCUUAUCCAGGGAGAAGGAUUUUAUAGAUGUGACAUUUUUGUCUCAUACAUGAAAUAAGCACUCGUAAAGUUUUGAUCUCAACUCAGCAGUCGUACUCCAGAACUUUCCCCAGAACUUGUGUCAGCUCCGCUCCGUCACGGCUUCAUGCUCCCUCGUCCAUCAACACCCACAGGUGUGCGGCGCGGUGCGGCACGGUGCAGCACUAUCUUUCUCUAUGAUAAAUAAAAUCUUAUGUCAUGGUGGUAACAAAGCUAGUACUAACUACACAAGCUAUCAAAACAACAUCAAAGUUGUAC
Labrus mixtus (cuckoo wrasse) is the source of this 722-nucleotide messenger RNA. Its product is annotated as L-selectin-like. NCBI's taxonomy places the organism in Eukaryota, Metazoa, Chordata, Actinopteri, Labriformes, Labridae. The transcript has 2 exons. The coding region runs from base 95 to 412 and encodes 105 amino acids. The record is from RefSeq and is a predicted model, not a curated record.